AUGAUGCUCAACAUCAAGUCAUUUCAUUCUUUUCGAAAUGCCAAUCGCCAAACGCGUCUCAUAUUGAAUGAGAUCCCUCAAUAUCGACAAGUCGUACAGCAUAGCUCCGAGGGCAUCAAGGCACUUGCUCGAACAGCUCUGAGUCGCCAUGUCACAUAUCAAGACCUCUAUCAUGCUCUUAUCAAUGGAGAGUGCACAUUGUGUGGAGAGUUCGGAGGCCUCCUCUUCUUCCUGACCUGCACUCGCUGCUGCUACCAUUGCCUUCGUGAAAAACUAGAGUUGGCUGUGGUGGAAGGCGAUGACAUUUACUGCCCCGGUAUACUUGGGGAUAUGUUCAACACAUUGGGCUAUCGCUAUCUGAACAUCCAAGACUGGGCUAACCCCACGAUGAUGCUGAACAAGACUUUAGGUAUACCGGCCGUUGACAUGUGCGAAGAGAUUCGGUGGCUUGACUCUAUCCAAGGCAAUCUCGGAACCGCUCUUCAUCGAGCAUGCAUCGUGUACCCUACUUUGAACCAAGAUGCAAUGAAGGUUGAGCGUGGAGUAAGCUGCAAGGGGUGUGAGAAAGCAUUCGUUGGGGAGCGUUUCGAGGCUGCUGGUCAGGGCUGGGUGAGAUCUGACAUUCCCUCGGAUUGUGUAGAUCGCGAUUUAUCUUUCUCUGCGGUUGGUUUCCAGAAGCAUUUCGAGUCCUGUGAGCAUGCUUAA
Messenger RNA from Fusarium venenatum, 705 nucleotides. The record is from RefSeq and is a predicted model, not a curated record. Lineage: Eukaryota; Fungi; Ascomycota; Sordariomycetes; Hypocreales; Nectriaceae.